Diospyros lotus (date-plum) is the source of this 2007-nucleotide messenger RNA. Its product is annotated as protein GLUTELIN PRECURSOR ACCUMULATION 3. Lineage: Eukaryota; Viridiplantae; Streptophyta; Magnoliopsida; Ericales; Ebenaceae. The record is from RefSeq and is a predicted model, not a curated record. Bases 218 to 1735 code for a protein of 505 amino acids. Gene Ontology annotation, molecular function: protein binding. The transcript has 16 exons.
ACAUAAGGUUAAGGUGCCAUCGUGGGUUUUGGGUCGGGUUCGGUUUGAGCUACGGCCGCCCCAUUUGAAGUUUGCGGGAUCUCUGAAAUCAUGAUCUCGACGGCAAUGCCUCCAUGGGAUCACUGAUCAGUAAGGAAGAGAAACAGGUCCCAUUCUAGAGAGAGAGAGAGAGAGAGAGAGAGGGAGACAGAGAAGCGAAGAGGAAAAAGAAAAAGAAAUGCAUUGCUGGAUUCAAGCUUCGUCUUCUGAUUUCAGCGGAACACUUCCCAAGCCUCGAAGCGGCCACACCACUGUGAAUAUUGGGAAGUCUAAAGUCGUCGUUUUCGGUGGCCUUGUCGACAAGAAGUUCCUCAACGACAUCGCUGUUUACGAUAUCGAAAACAAAUUAUGGUUUCAACCAGAGUGCACUGGCAGUGAGGCAGAUGGGGAGGUGGGACCCAGCCCACGAGCAUUUCACAUUGCUGUUGCAAUUGAUUGCCACAUGUUUAUUUUUGGUGGGAGGUCUGGUAGUAAAAGGUUGGGUGAUUUUUGGGUCCUGGAUACUGAUAUAUGGCAAUGGUCUGAACUUACCAGUUUUGGUGACUUGCCUUCACCACGAGAUUUUGCUGCUGCUUCUUCUGUUGGAAACCGCAAGAUUGUGAUGUAUGGAGGCUGGGAUGGUAAAAAAUGGUUGUCAGAUAUCUAUGUCUUGGACACAAUAUCACUUGAGUGGACGGAGCUAUCAGUUUCUGGAACCUUUCCGCCACCUAGAUGUGGGCACACUGCUACUAUGGUUGAGAAGCGGUUACUGGUUUAUGGUGGCAGAGGAGGUGGAGGGCCCAUCAUGGGCGAUUUAUGGGCUUUAAAGGGUCUGGUUGAAGGAGAAAAUGAAACUCCUGGAUGGACCCAACUGAAGCUUCCUGGUCAAGCUCCUUCACCUCGCUGCGGUCAUACUGUCACAUCUGGAGGACACUAUCUUUUGUUAUUUGGAGGGCAUGGGACUGGUGGUUGGUUGAGUCGUUAUGACAUUUAUCACAAUGACUGCAUUGUCUUAGACAGAGUUUCUGUGCAGUGGAAGCGUCUUCCUACAAGCAAUGAACCCCCUGCUGCACGAGCUUACCAUUCCAUGACGUGUAUUGGUUCACGUUAUUUGUUAUUUGGUGGCUUUGAUGGAAAAACAACAUUUGGUGAUUUAUGGUGGCUGGUUGCUGAAGAGGACCCUAUUGCAAAAAGAUUAUCAGCAUUGCCACCAAGAAUUCCUGAAAAUAAGGAUGUUUCCCCAGAAAUUGAUGCCUUGCAACCUGCAGUUAAGGAAAGCAAAAAGAUAGUGUCUCCAGUCUCAGAACUACAGAAAAGGUUGAAGAUUUGUGUCUCACUUCCUGGCUCCAAGCUUCAAAUCAUAGAAGAAGCAGAAGACAAGGAAUUUCUGGAACUGGCAUCACAAUUGGUUGCAGAUAAAUUUGCCUCCAAGGGACAUAUUUCACACAAUCAGGCAAUUGAGGCUGUUCGUGACCAUUGGAGAAAAUCCACACCGCAGUUAAUACAACUAAAGGAGUUGGGCCCCUUGCUUCGUGACUAUCAACGCUUGAUUGCACGUCAUCAUAUAAUGAAGGUUGAAUCUGAUAUGCAGUCUGUACUAUCUGAUUUUCUUGGAAAGGAGAGACAUAAUUUCUACCACAUAAAAAAUGUUUCCCAGUUGCGUAUGGAUGAUAUCCCGAAACUGUUGGCGGAGUACAAACGGCUUCCAUCUGAUUGAAUAACAACCUAGAGAUCUUCUGUACGGACGUUAUCAUUAAACUCUCUCUUAUAGAAAGUAAAUAGAAAUUUGGCAUAGCAUCCUGUGAGUUUUCUCCUGAACUAGUUGUCGUUGAUUUUCUCUUUUCUCUGGUGUUGAUUUAAAUUGUGUGGUCUUGUUGUCAACUCAGAUCAGGAAGCAAGUAUAGGUUGUAAUCUCAUCCAUAAUGGAAUGAAAGGGAAACAGCUUGUUGUAUAACCUUUAUGAAAUAAAAAUUGCUUGUUAGCUGUCAA